AUGGUGCCGUUGGCUGCCGCAGCUGAUGAAGCUCCUUCCGUCACAGUUGAGAAUGGCAACCUCAUCUUUGUGCUUAAUUCUUCCAAGAGCGUUCUCAUCGAACAAGGCACAAACACGCUGGAUCUUCUGACCGUCAUCGCCAGCAUGCAAGCAUCUCUCUCUGAUGCCCAUGCGACCAUCGCCGCUCUCAACCAGACCUGCGCAGAUCUGCAACAGGAGCUUGGUGCCACGCGUGCGACACUCAACGCCAGCAUUUCUGCCGUGGCCCAAGACGUGAGCCAGCUCGCCAACGCGACAGACCUGCAGCUCAAUCAAAAGGCGGAUGCGGACGAGGUCAGCCUGGCCCUGGCUAGUGCCGUGGAUUCCAUGCGCGACUACGCCAACGAGGUUGGCACAGCCACGGCACAAGCCGCAGCCGAGGCACGCCAGAUCCUGGUCAACACGACGGCAUUCGCCGCUUACAGGAGCGAAAUUGCUGACCUAGUUGCUACGCUUGUUACCAAGGCUGCCCUGGCCGACAACUUGGAUGAUAUUCUCGAGGAAAUGGCCCUGCUUCUUGACCACGAGCUCACAUACGUUUAUGGCAACAUGUCUCUUCUCAACGGCACAAUUUCCAGCGCCACCUUCAAUGCCAACGCUGACAGUAUUCUCAACUGUUUUUCGCAAGGACUCGUCUUUGAUGCCGACUUGAACCGUUGCGUGCCCACUUUCGUUCACGGCGGGUGCUCGGCUAGUGGCCCUGUCAUCGCACACCUUGCAGCGAGCACCUGUACCAACAGGAGCUUUGACGGGACUUGUCUGGUGACAUGCGCAGAGAACUACUCGCCAGAGCGUUCCGCCACUUAUGUUUGCAACGAGUUUGCAGAAUGGGUGCCAGUGAGCGGUGAUGCCCUGGUUUGCGCAGACUCGGAUGAAUGUGCUGCCGGUGCCCCCUGUCCAGACAUGGCCACAUGCGUUAACUUGGAAGGCUCUUAUGAAUGUCGUUGCCCCUCGGGUAAUUUUACGAUCGAUCCCAACGCCGACUCCUGCUACGGCCUCUUUGUGCGCUUUUUGGAUCGUCCUGAGCGGAUGCUGUUUGACUUUGAGUCCAACUGCGAGAAGCUCGAGCAGGAUGUACCGACGGUCAUUCCGACCGAUGCCGUGGCCGUUUUGGCCUCGCUCUCCAUGUACAAUUCCUUGGGCAAUGAUCAUUGUGUCUAUUCCCUGGGUCGUGACAACGACGUUCCUUGUUCCAACUAUGACAACGACGUGUACAACGCCAACACUUAUCUCAACGACAUUUUGCAAACACAGAACGGCGAUAAUGGAGGUGCCCAGGGCGAUGGCAUGGCUGUGGGAACCACAAUCAUCCCACUCGCCGGACGCACCAUCAAGGGUGGCGUGAGUGGGUUGACGCGAGGCGUGAAUUCUCUCACAGUGUACAUCUACGGCUAUUUGACGGGCGCCGGCGAGUCUACGCUGCUAAGCGUCAAUCAAGUGCACAAUCUGCGGCAGACGUCCAAUCGCGGCUUUUCGAAGUAUGACCUCAAGCCUAGUCACAUCCCAGCCACCGGCGUCGCCGGCGUCUUGACUGCCUCCUCCAUGUUUGUUUCAAAUCGCGAUGAUCACUUUAAUAUGGCAUUUGGCCGUGACACGAGCAAUAUGCCCAACAACUGGGAUAAUGCCCCUUACACGAGUGCCUUGCAGUAUUGGGGCGACGCUGUCACCACCAACGAAGGUGAUUCAUCUGUCGCCAGCGCCCACUACGGCUGGAGUACAUUUUUGAUGACGGGCUCACUGGGAGAUGGUACUAUCAAGGUGGAUGCUGGUAUGGGCGCCAACAGUGACAAUCCGACCGUGUAUUUGACACUCCAGGUGUUUGGCUACAUCCCCUCUGCCCCGUUUACCAACAUCAUUUAUCUUCCUACCUCUGCGGCACGCACCAUGAAGUUUGCCCCCACAGCCCGCACGGUCACGACCGGCAUUUCGCCACCGGCUGGCUCUGGCGUGCCUACAAAUGCCAAGGCCUUGAUCACAACCAUUUACACGCAUGAGCAUACGAGUAGCUCAGAUCAUGUUGUCCACACAUUUGGACGUGACGCUACGCACACCGCCUCCAUCAUUCGAAAUGGCAUUCACGACUCCAACGUGUAUUUUAAUGACGUGCAAAUCUCUCACGAUGGUGGUACUGCCGGCUCUCGGUGGUAUUAUGGCCAUUGGCACGGCACGCAGAUUAUCCCGCUCAAGGACGACGGCACGUUUGAUGCCGUAUUUUGUGACAGCGAAUCUACCCCCGGUACCGCUCACUACAUCACCAUUGCGGUUAUUGGUUACGUGGCUGCCUAACGGACCUGACGGCCCAAUGCCGAAUUCAACACAUUCAAAUUGAUAUUUGCGGUCUCAAAAAAAAAAAAAAAAA
This is a messenger RNA of Monosiga brevicollis MX1, 2398 nucleotides long. RefSeq lists its product as uncharacterized. Gene Ontology annotation, molecular function: calcium ion binding. The record is from RefSeq and is a predicted model, not a curated record. Bases 1 to 2325 code for a protein of 774 amino acids. Lineage: Eukaryota; Choanoflagellata; Craspedida; Salpingoecidae. The transcript has 13 exons.